Molecule: messenger RNA, 1498 nt
Organism: Leopardus geoffroyi (Geoffroy's cat)
Lineage: Eukaryota; Metazoa; Chordata; Mammalia; Carnivora; Felidae
Product: putative olfactory receptor 52P1
Exons: 1
Coding region: 58-1011 (317 amino acids)
Biological process (GO): G protein-coupled receptor signaling pathway
Cellular component (GO): membrane
Molecular function (GO): olfactory receptor activity; G protein-coupled receptor activity
Source: RefSeq, a predicted model, not a curated record
GCGUAGGGAUUAGUCUGGCUAUUUUGUAUCUGAGCAUGCAAAGUCUCCAGUUCUAACAUGGCAGACAAUGCUACACAUCACUACAUCUCAUCUUUCUUCCUGGUUGGUAUUCCUGGUUUGCAAGAUUUUCACUGCUGGAUUGGCAUCCCCGUCUGCCUCCUGUUUGCCCUGGCCCUGCUGGGGAACAGUGUAAUCAUCAUCACCAUCAAACUAGAACCAAGCCUCCACCAGCCUAUGUAUUUCUUCCUUUGUAUGCUGGCAGUGAAUGACAUGGCUCUUGCCUCUUCCACGGCCCCCAAGAUGCUUGGUAUCUUCUGGAUGGAUGCACAUUGGAUUGACUUUGACACCUGCCUGACACAGUUGUAUUUCAUUCACACAUUCUGCAUAAUUGAAUCAUCCCUCUUGGUUGCCAUGGCCUUUGACCGCUAUGUAGCUAUUUGUAUCCCAUUGCGUUAUACAACCAUCCUGACCACACCAAUGGUCAUUAAAAUGGGUCUAGCUGGUAUGACCCGAGCUAUCCUUAUGGUUUUGCCCUGUCCUCUUCUUAUUAAAAGGCUACCAUGUUAUACUAAAUAUGUUAUCAAUCAUGCCUACUGUGAGCACAUGGCUGUGGUGAAGUUGGCCAGUGCCAACACUCUCAUUAACAGGGUGUACGGAAUCUCUGUGGCCCUUUCAGUGAUGGUGUGGGACCUAGGGCUCAUAGCCGCAUCCUAUACCAAAAUCCUCCAGGCAGUCUUCCGGCUGUCUUCCCAGAAUGCCCGCUCGAAAGCGCUGGGCACCUGUGCUGCCCAUGUGUGCACCAUACUUGUCUCCUACACCCCUGCACUGUUUAGCUUCCUAACUCACCGCAUUGGCAAGAAGGUACCUCCAAGCAUUCAUAUAAUUUUUGCGAGUUUGUAUCUUUUGGUGCCUCCCGCAGUCAAUCCCCUGGUGUAUGGCGUCAAGACCAAGCAGAUUCGUGACCGAGUGGUUGGUCUCUUCUUCCCAAGCAAGAAGAUUUCUGGAAACUAAAAUAUGUAAAUACAAACCCAUAUUGGCAGAAUCUGUUUUAUGAAGUCAUGGUAUGUUAACAGUAGUUGCAACUUUGUCCCCAAAAUGCUAUUUUUCAAUUCAGUUGUACCUUUUAGCGGGGACAUUUGAUGUUGUGUAUUUUUCUCUUAUUUUUAUUUUGUAAUAUUUCCUUGUCUUUCUCUUGUUUAAUUCACCACUCAUCUUGGCUGACUGAGGACCAUGCCAACCUCCAUGACUAAGUUUCUUUCUGUCAUUAAUUCUCAUUAUUAUUUCCCAAUUCCCUUGGAAAGGUCCUUAGUGCCAGGUCAGUAUUCUUUGUUUACUAUCAUUACAUCUUCAGUUGUGCAAGGUCACCUUUGGGUAAUACCAUCCAUGUCAGUCACCUUCCACCCCUGAGUGCUUAAGACUUAUCUAUCCUGUAUUUUCAUUGGUCAAUACAGUCCUUAAAUUGUUUUCUCUCCAUCCACUCAUUCUUUAAACAUUUCGU